Paramuricea clavata is the source of this 5871-nucleotide messenger RNA. NCBI's taxonomy places the organism in Eukaryota, Metazoa, Cnidaria, Anthozoa, Malacalcyonacea, Plexauridae. The record is from the annotation of a GenBank genome assembly.
CUGGUGUCAAAAUUUUGAUAACUUUGACAAAAAGAUAAACAUAGCCAUCAAUUGUCUGAGGUGGUUGUAUAUAUAUAUUUAAAACCAUCAUUAAAUUCGAACAAAAUGGUACAAAGACCAUCACAUACAUACCAGCAGCCACAAUGCCUAUUGCAGACCUUGCAGCUCGGGUCUGGCCAAAUGUAUUCCUCCUGAUUAAUAAAUAAGCUGACGAACCAAAACACGCUCCUGCGCCAAUUAUUUUACACGGCAAACAAUCGGGAAGUUCUGCAGCCUCUCGUUUUAAUUGUGAAUCUGAUAAACGUUGAUUUGAAUCACUGUCAGCCAUUCUUACGUCUUUGAGAAAAUUGCCAUUCCCCCCGGUUUUCUCAGCGGGCGCUGUCCCGACAACUCGAAAUUUGAAUAAAUUUAUAAACUUUGGCAAAACUUGCAAAGUUUUACAAUCCAUUUGCAUCCUAGUUUCACGGAGUUGUAGUUAUCAUUUUCAGAGUUUAUUAUACAAGAAUAAUAAGUUUCCAAUAUGCCUGAAGUUAAAACUGCUGGAAAAAAGACGAAUUCACAUCGUGUAGCUUAUAAAGACAAAGAGAAACCUACGGAAAUACGGUUUACUAAUAUAAAUGCGGCAAAAGGUUGGGAAGAGUGUUUAUAAUGAAGGUUUUUGUGAUUUUCCUGUGUUUUGUGGGUAUAUUAAGAUGUUUUAAUUGUUUUUUUUAGCGGUUGCCUCUGCUAUUCGGACAAGCCUUGGUCCCAAGGGAAUGGAUAAAAUGGUAGUGAAUAAAAUUUGACAUUUAUGUUUGUUUUAUUUUGACACAUGUGUUUGUACUGUGGUUUGUACAAGCAAAAAUAAUGGGUUGAACAUAUUUUGUGUGUGAAAGAUAUCAGGCUUGCAUUUGCUUGUAGUCUGAUGCUGGAUUUUACAUCAAAAUAUGUACAGUGUACAACAUUCAUAUAACACAAUUUUGUUAUGUAUGCAGAUGAAGUGAUUAUUUGUAAGGGACUGUUGUUGACAAAUACACAUCCUGCUUCAUGGACUUGUUCUGCAGUUACUUAACCCCCUACUUUAUGGGAUGAAAACUGUUUAUUGAUGAACCCAAGUUAUUACACCAUUAACACCAAACAGAUAAAGUUGGGUUUGCCAUGUAGGCUGCCACCGCAAAUGUACAGCAGUGCCUUUAUUAACAAUGUUUCAUACAUAAAGGUACUACAAGGGUGGACACACACUAACCUGAAGUUCAGACCCUAAUUUGAAAUAGGGCCUGACACAAAACCUGUCUAGACCGCGGGACGCCCACAUGUUAUUUUUAGACACAACAUGCAAUAUGAUUGACAAGUGUUGUAGAUUUUGUUACACAAAAAAAUUAUAUUCUCAUGAACAUGUCCGCAGAGUGUGCAUUUUGCUUUAUAAUUAAACUUAAAAAUUCAAGGUACUUUUAUAUAAAUAAGAUUCAGACAAAGAUUUAGUUAGUCAGUUCUGUGCACGGCUUGACUGCCAAGCUUUCUCAAGGUCUCAACUCGGAUAUUAGGGAUAUACUUUAUUAAAACGGGCUAACAACAGCAACAAUGAAAUUCUCAAUCGUACCACGAAGAAGGCGAUGUAGCUCAGAAAACAACGCCGGUAGGACCUGAUAUUAAAAAUAAGACUUUUGCCGGUGAAGCCAGUUGGCAGAACAUCUUGGCUGUCAACAACAAGCUUUCGAAUACAUGACUUAGAUUGGCUGUUCUUCGGUGUUGUGUGUCCAAAAUUUUGAUAAAGCCCUUUCAAAAUACUGUUCAUUUGAUUUAUUUUCUGCCAUAAAUCAUAAAAGAAAAAGAAAUUCGAAGAAAUCGAUAAUGGAAUUUGUACGUGCGUUUGACCUUUAUAUUAAUUGUCGCCUUGACCGAGCUAUUUUUAAAACUGUUGUUUAUGUAAACUUGCAACCAAUCAAAAUCCUUCAUGAUGCUGAUCAACCAAUCAGAUUUCCCGUCCACCAGAUGGACGGGAAUCCCACACUUUAGAUAGGUUUUGUGUCAGGCCCUAUUCUGUGAUUAGGGCCUGAACUUCAGGUUAGACACACACUUGCUGCAAAAUACGAAAGAUGCCCAUAUAAGGGCACAGAGCCUCACCCUACCCCCAAGCAUGAGAAUUCUGUCUCUCACUUCUUGCAUACUUCUUGCAUACUAUAAGCAUAUGCCUACAAAUCACAGUGCCUCGCACUGUUUCAACAUUACAUUAUCCUGCUAUAUCUCUCAAGAUCCAAAGUGGGAAUGGAGAUGUUACGAUAACCAAUGAUGGAGCUACUAUCUUGAAACAAAUGCAAGUUUUCCAUCCUGCAGCUAAAAUGGUGAGCAACAGUGAGAUUUUGUAUGUGAUAUAAGAGCCAGAACAGUAAAAAAAGUAGUGCUUCUUUAAUGCUAGUUUUGUCAAAAUUCAGAAUGUCUCAAUUACUAUACAUAAUUUCAGUUGGUAGAACUGUCAAAAGCUCAAGAUGUGGAAGCUGGUGAUGGUACCACAACAGUCGUGGUUAUUGCUGGAAGUUUGCUAGAUGCUGCAGCACGAUUACUUGAGAAAGGUUCUGAGUAUUUCAUUGUAAUUAUUAAGGCCAUUUAUAUGGAUGAAAACAAGUAUUACCUAAGUCCCUAACACACUUGCAAUAAAUAUUCAAAUUCUAGCAAGUCAUAACUUAUUGUGGACAAGUCUGAACCCCUGUUCUUAUGUUUUUCCAGGUAUCCAUCCAAUGAAUAUAUCAGAUGCAUUUGGUGUUGCAUGUGAGAAAGGAGUUGAGAUAUUAAAGAAUAUUGCGAUCCCAGUUGAACUAAAUGACCGUGAAUCCUUGUUAAAAAGUGCUUCAACUUCUCUCAAUUCAAAGGUAACCUGGAAUGGCAGUUGGGAAACUGCAUCAACUUUAACAAUUGAAAUCAAUAAUUCACUGUAUAUUUGACAUAGAAAAUUUCAACAAGCAAACAUUUCCAUGCUGUUCUAGGUUGUGUCUCAAUUCUCAAACCUUCUAGCCCCAAUAUCAGUUGAUGCUGUGUUGAAAGUUAUUGAUCCAAAAACAGCCAGUAAUGUUAACCUAAAAGAUAUCAGAGUCAUCACAAAAUUAGGGUAUGUCUGGUGCAUGGUGAUAAAAUCUACAAAUCUGAAAAGUAGUAGUUGUUUUAAUUGCUUCUAAUUGAGACAAAAAUUGGGUUAAUUGGUGUUAUUAUUUUCAGGGGCACAGUGGAAGAUACAGAGAUGGUUGAUGGUUUAGUUUUAGAACAGAAAAUAUCACAUCUGGCUGGUGGAGUCUCAAGUAUAGAAAAAGCAAAAAUUGGUCUUAUUCAAUUUUGUUUAUCUGCACCUAAAACAGAUGUACGCCUAUGUUUGUGUAUUUAUAAUUUUAUGUACACUAUGGCUUACCUAUUUUUAAUGGAAACUAACUGACAUAAUAUGUACGCACUUCGUACCUAUUCUUACAAUUGAUCUUAUAGUAAAGUGCAUGAAUUGCUUAAUGUGUACACAUUUUUAUAAUGCAGCGCGAGUCACGUGAUGUGUACGCACUGCGUAUCUAUUUUUACAUUCUUAUUUUCAAUGUUAAAGAUGGACAACCAAGUCAUUGUGUCAGAUUAUACUCAAAUGGACCGCGUAUUACGAGAAGAGAGGCAGUACAUACUAGAUUUGUGUAAAAAGAUAAAGAAAGCUGGAUGCAACGUACUUCUAAUUCAAAAAUCUAUUCUAAGGUACAUGCUUGCCCACUUUAGUAAACCUUUUUUCUACCUGGCACAAAAAUAAAGCCUCCCUCUGCUGUCGUUUUGCAUCAUAAACGAAUUUUCCAAAAAUCUUGCCUUUUCCUUCAACAGGGACGCUAUAAACGAUCUAGCCCUACAUUUCUUAACAAAAAUGAAAAUUAUGGUCUUGCGUGAUAUUGAGAGGGAUGAAGUCGAGUUUAUAUGUAAGGUACGUUAGCUACGCUUCAUUUCCUUGUGCUAAAAUUUUAGGCUUAGGCUUACAUCUUCAAAGUCAAUACAUAGCUCCUGCUUUAAAUCAAUGCUAUUUUUAUCACAGAGUCUUGGAUGUAAGCCUGCUGCAAGUGUAGAUCAUUUUACACCAGAUGUGUUGGCGUCAGCAGAGCUAGUUGAAGAAGUGUCUACAGGCGCUGCUAAAGUUGUAAAGGUAGGCAUUCGGGUGUUUCUGGUGGUUCGCUGUAUAUGUAGUCUGAACACUUUAUAAUACACCGGCACCAUUAACCAAUCAGAUGCGUUUCAUCUGCCCGAUUGACCAAUCAAAUGCGUAUUAAGUCAGUAAGAGGUGGUGCAAGUCAAAUGUGAACUUCUCUAUUCUGUGAUUCCCAGCUGUUGUACUUUGGGUCUGUAUCGAUAUACUUUAGUACUGUACCAAUGCAUAUACAUGUUUCUACUCGUUUCUUUUUCCAGAUAACAGGUAUAGCGAAUCCUGGCAAGACAGUGAGUAUACUGGUACGUGGAUCAAAUAAACUGGUUCUGGAGGAAGCUGAACGCUCUCUGCAUGACGCACUGUGUGUUGUCAGAUGUCUUGUUAAAAACAGGUAAUGUCGAAUCCCAAUUUGCAAGUCGACUUGUUUUCUGGCUGUUGUGUUGUUUGCAUUUUGAUAGUUACCUACCACUGAUACACGACUUAAAAAUGAAAUGCCAGAGUUUGUCUUAGGUAGUGCUGGUAAGCAUUAGGCUGGCAUUCCGGCUUGACUUGCUACAAGCCCUCGUACAGUAACGCAUUGUAACUUGUCUGGCAUUGUAAGGAGUAUCCACCCUUUCAAGAAUUUGAGCUCCAUCUUGCAGUUAAAUGAUACGAGUUAACUUCUAGCAAGUCUACAUUCUGGCUAGCAUUUGACUUGAACACCUGCUGCAGCAAAACAGAUAACAGUAUUUCUCUAUGUGUCGAUCAUUCAUGUUUGCAGGGCCCUCAUAGCAGGUGGCGGUGCACCCGAGACAGAACUCUCCAUAAACCUUGCACAAUAUGCGAACACACUCUCGGGAAUGGAUUCAUACUGUGUGCGAGCGUUCUCCGGGGCAAUGGAAGUCGUUCCCUAUACCUUAGCCGAGAAUGCUGGCCUUAAUCCAAUUGCAACUGUAACUGAACUCAGGAAUAAGCAUGCGCAAGGAGAGAAGAACGCUGGUAUUAAUGUCCGCAAGGUACGUUCAUGACGUCAUUCACAACUGACUAUUGGCAUUUCUCUGUACUUUUGAUUGACAACUAAAUCAUUCCUAAGUGAGAUCAUAUAAAAUAUCGUACUGACAAACGAUACUUUGAGGGCCAUCAUGAAAACUACUGGGUAACCAGUAAUGAUGUUUUUACCCUCGGUAAAUAAAGUAUUUUGACUUUAUGAAAUAGCCACCAUUUGAAACUGACAUCUUACAAAACACUUUACUAACAGCUGACUGUCCUAGUUGUUUAAGUGCCUGACAGUAGAAAAUAUUUGAAUGAAUGGUUAUCCCUUACCUAGUUGUUCAUUACUAGUUUCUAAAAGGAUCUUUCGUGUUACUAAUACGUCUGGUCAGUGUUGAUAGACAUUCAUUACCUUUUAGGGAACCAUCACCAACAUACUGGAUGAGAACGUCCUCCAACCUCUGUUGGUCUCUACCAGCGCAUUGACUUUGGCUUCAGAAACUGUGCGAAGUAUCCUAAAGAUUGAUGAUAUUGUAAGUUUCAGCAAUACAUUUGUGAUACAAUGUUGUCACUGUAAGAGCAAAAACGAAAGGAAAUCUCUCAAUCUAUUAUUACACAUGUAACAAAUUAACACGGUCUCAUUUGUCUUUUCAGGUGAACACAAGAUAACAUAGUAAACUAUUGAAAACAGUGUUGUGAAACUAGUUACUUUGAAACAAGCCCGCUAUUCUAAGAUGUGUGAUGUUAGAUUAUUAAAAAUAAAUCUAUUAUAA